AUGCACCUUGUUGGCCUAGAAGCUUUGGCGAAGAGCAGAGGUGGCAUGGAAGCGCUACUCGGCCAUCAACUGACAUUGAAGUUUUACUUCUUGGCAAGUUAUCCCAAAUCUAAUAGUAAGAGCCCACUCGUUAUUCUAACUGUUCACAGGGUUGACAUUCUCUGUUCUAUUGCCAUGGAAUCAAAACCACGCUUCGUCGAGCUCGUAGACCAUGUUAUUCCUCCUUCCUUUGAUCUUCAAAGCUUGGAACCCAUUAGUCCGCUUGCCGAACGAUAUGAAACCCAGUUGUAUAGUCUCACAGGCAUGCAAGAGCUGAGCCAUGAGACAAUAGAGAUCUACUGUAUCUUACGGCACCUGAUCGCCAAGGAAGAGAGGAAUGGUCCCUCGCUGAAACCGAGGACCACAGAAGGGGGAACAUUCGAAUGGCUACGCGGAUACCCUGAUCCGCUCGUGCACCGACUUAUCGCCCUUGCCCAGUACCAACUUCCGCAGUCACCAAACCAAAAUAAUGCCGUAAUUUACAAAUUGUUUGGCAACGCAGGUUUAGCGCAUAUUGCGAUGUUGACGCGCAAUGGGCCACCAUGGGCCUACGUACCCAAAUUAAUAUCGUCACGGGUACGAACAAUGUCGACGCGAAUAAGGACAUGUCCGGAGGAGACAAAUUGUCUACGACCCUUACAGGAAGUAUACCCUGAAAUGUUGCUUUGGAUCAUUAUGAUGGGUGGGCUGGGUAGCAUCGGGACUGAAGAACAGGAGUGGUUUUCUGAACUCCUUGCGGAGUUGUGUUUUGCUACUGAUAUUGUAGGGACGGCUGAGCUGGCUAUGUUCUUAAAGGAGUUUUUGUGGAGUGAUUUCUAUCUUGAUCAUAGUUUCAAAGAGUUCUGGGAUGCGGUUGCAGUGGCACGGGAUGUGGAAGCUGACUUGGGAACGAAACAAGCUCGUAGUCCUUUAGACAAGGUCUGGGAAGUAGACUAG
Messenger RNA from Hyaloscypha bicolor E, 975 nucleotides. RefSeq lists its product as uncharacterized. The coding region runs from base 1 to 975 and encodes 324 amino acids. The transcript has a single exon. The record is from RefSeq and is a predicted model, not a curated record. NCBI's taxonomy places the organism in Eukaryota, Fungi, Ascomycota, Leotiomycetes, Helotiales, Hyaloscyphaceae.